AUGACAGUGUUUGUCUUCUAUACCGACAAUGUUAAGCCAUUGGCAGGUGUAAAAAUUCUGGAUCUAACAAGAGUACUGGCGGGACCUUUUGCUACUAUGAAUUUGGGAGAUCUUGGAGCAGAAGUUAUUAAAGUAGAAAGACCAGGAGUUGGUGAUGACACACGAACUUGGGGGCCACCUUUUGUGGGCACGGAAAGUACAUAUUUUCUCAGUGUUAACCGAAAUAAGAAAAGUAUAGCUGUUAAUAUCAAGGAUCCAAAAGGGGUGAAAAUCAUCAAAGAGCUUGCAGCUGUGUGUGAUGUAUUUGUGGAAAACUAUAUCCCUGGAAAACUGUCUGCUGUGGGUCUGGGAUAUGAAGAUGUAGACAAGAUUGCGCCUCACAUCGUCUAUUGCUCCAUCACAGGGUAUGGACACACAGGUCCCAUGUCGCAGCGAGCUGGUUAUGAUGCUGUUGCCUCUGCUAUUUCUGGUCUGAUGCACAUCACAGGGCCUGAGGAUGGAGAUCCAGUUCGUCCAGGUGUUGCCAUGACUGAUCUUGCCACUGGCCUGUAUGCCUAUGGAGCCAUUAUGGCCGGAUUGAUCCAAAGAUGUAAAACUGGAAAAGGAGUGUUCAUUGAUUGUAACCUACUGUCAUCACAGGUGGCAUGUUUGACCCAGGUAGCUGCUAAUUAUCUCAUUGGCCAAAAGGAAGGGCAACGUUGGGGCACAGCUCAUGGAAGUAUUGUUCCUUACCAGGCUUUUAAAACCAAGGAUGGCUAUCUUGUGGUUGGAGCAGGAAAUAACCAACAGUUUGCUACUAUGUGCAAGCUCUUGAACUUACCUGAAUUGAUUGAUGACUCCAAGUAUAAAACCAACCAUCUUCGGGUACAAAAUAGAAAAGAGCUUAUUAAAAUACUGUCUGCACGGUUUGAAGAAGAAAUGACUGCCACGUGGUUGUGUAUCUUUGAAGGCUGUGGAAUCCCUUAUGGCCCAAUCAAAAACAUGAAGGGUGUAUUUGCAGAACCCCAGGUAUUACACAAUGGCCUCGUUAUGGAGAUGAACCAUCCAACAGUGGGGAAGAUUUCAGUUCCAGGCCCAGCUGUGAGAUACAGCAAGUUCAAGAUGUCAGAGGCCAGGCCACCUCCCCUGCUCGGGCAGCAUACAAUGCACAUCCUGAAGGACGUCCUCAGAUAUGAUGACAGGACCAUUGGGGAGCUGCUCAGCACUGGUGUGGUGACCCAACACGAGGCCAAGUGAUACAGGAAAAAGGCUCUCAGAACACAAUCUGAGUGCAUUUUGCUGUCAAAAGCAGUUCUCCAUCUGGAUCCUUCUUCCCUCAUCUGAUGCCACGAUGAAGCAGUUAGAGGAACUCCAGGUUUCCUGCCUGGCAUCUCUGGAAUGACUCUGGGACGAAUGAGUCCUCUGCACUUCAACUGCACCCCACAUCAUAUUCCCUAGGAACUUUUUUCAGAUAAUAGUCUAACUGUGCAUUUGUGGAUUUUUAAAAUAAAGAUUUAAUUCUGUUCUCACUGCAGAGAAGUAUGUAAAGUGACAGGUAUGCUAAGUGUUUUGGUUCGAUCCUUUCAUAAUGUAUAGAUGUAUGGAAACAGGACAUUGUACUCCAUAAAUACAUGCAAUUCCUAUUUGUUAAUUAAAAGUAAAAUGAAUCUUUAAAUGAUUUAAUUUUUUUUCUGGAAAAAUUCGCUCCUCAUUCUAAUUAUGCUAAUGGCCUAAAUGUUUGCCUGUUCUGCCCACACAAGCCUGAAAAAGUGCACAUCUCUUGACGUUCUCUACUUGUACAUAAAGUCCUCAUUUAAAUCUUUGUUAGGAAGUCAAAGUAAUAAGCAGGAUGACAGUCCUGGUGAUGGAUUUUAAACAGAAUAACUUAAUUUUGAGCUCUUGAACCCUUCGUUAGUCUGUAAUUUAAACCACGGGCUUUGCUGAUGUCCCUUGUAAAACUGAGCUCCAUUCUCUGCUGUGGGAGUAAAUAUUUGCUUUAUGUUGUAUUUCUCUGGUGAUUUCAUGAUACGUGGCAGAAAAUCAAUUUCUACCAAUGCUCUUGGAGUAUAGGCAUCUAUCUGCAUGAGUGGGUGAGUAGUGACUCUUCAACUAGUACCGUAUUUUGAGGCACAUCCAAACACAACAGGCUUUUAAGUGAAUGCUGGAUAACUUUCCAGGUAUCAAAUAAAGUAUAAAUAAUGACAAAUAGGAGAAUGACAGGAAAACAUUUGUUCAUUGUCUGAGUGCCCACUGUAGAAGACAAUAUCAUGCUUCAUUUUGUCAGCAAAUGCAAAGUACAGAAAAUCUUCUGUCUAGAAGAUGAGAAAUUAUUAGGACACACCUUUCAGGAUAAAUUGACAAUCAAGAUUGCCAAGACUAGGUACAGACCAGAGAAUCACACGCCCCAUGACCAGUAUCCUGAUGUGACCUCAAUUCAUGCUGUUAGGCACACGUACUUUAAAAGCAAUGUCAUUACAUGCCAAGUGGUAAUUGGAGGCAAGUUACAGAUGUUAAUCUUUCAAACAGUGAUUUAGAGCUCGUAUUCUUUACAUGUUCUUUUCAAUUGGAAUGAUUUGAGUCAUUUAUUCAUGCUGUAAAGACCAAUAUGUUUCUAGAAUCAAUGAUUCCAAACAAAUAAAAUCCUUAUCUGCUGACAAGACCUCAAGAGAUAUUUUAGAAGAAUGCUUACAAUUUUUAAAGUGAUUAAGGUCUCCCUUGCUUUGCUUUUUGUGAAAAGCAAAAGAACUCUUGCUGUUCAAGAACUCUUGAGAAUUUCAUCACACCUGUUCUUUUCCCCCCAUACCUAAUUCACAGAUUCAUGUUUGGAGACAUGUACUUCAGGUGCUGUGUUCAAACACAAUUUCUUUGUGUUCAUACAAUUAGUGUAGAAAUCGGUAAAAGAUUGGAUACAAAGAACUGACAAAACCACAUAUCCCAAAAAGCAGGUCUACUAUUUCUCCUGCUGACCCAGGUAGAUAUCUCAAAAUAUAAAUUAGUUUCUGAGCAAUAAUCUGAAACACCCAAAAAGCCAUAUGAAGAGAGACCUUGAUCCCCUAAUAGGGAUCAGAAAAUGCUUCUAAAACUUUCAAGCCAAUAAAGACAUUUCAAACAUUUUUGUCACCGCUGAAACA
Fukomys damarensis (Damara mole-rat) is the source of this 3110-nucleotide messenger RNA. RefSeq names its product succinyl-CoA:glutarate-CoA transferase (gene Sugct). Bases 1 to 1236 code for a protein of 411 amino acids. NCBI's taxonomy places the organism in Eukaryota, Metazoa, Chordata, Mammalia, Rodentia, Bathyergidae. The record is from RefSeq and is a predicted model, not a curated record. The transcript is spliced from 14 exons. Gene Ontology annotation, molecular function: catalytic activity.